AUGGUCAUCUUUGGCGGGGUGUCAUCCAUUGAUAUCUUUACGAAUUCCGCCGCAACUAACGACGUUGAAGUUUGGGAUCUAGCAAGCAAACAAUGGUAUAGGCCUAGCAUAACCGCCGCUGCCGGAAGCACAAUACCUCUACCACAAAAAUUCGUGCCCUGCGUCGGAUUCCCAAAUACAGCUGGAAAAAUGUUCGUCCUAAUGGCUAAUACGACAGACCAGGCAAAUGUAGCAAAGAAUAUCGCAGUUUUGGAUUUAAUACAGGGGAAUUGGCAAGAGAUUACUACUUUAGUUGGUCAGUUGAGUUCGGUCUUACAUGCCAUGAGAAACGAUGAAAAUCAGUUGAUAGUGAUGGAUUCAAAUGUGAAAUUCAGUUUUUCUUCGAACUCUCACCCUCGCCUUCACUGUGUCUCCACUCUCAAAUCUAUUUACACUACUAAAUAUUAUAUUGAUACUGAUGGGUUUGUAUCCCCGCCACCAGACUUCCGCAUAGGUGUCACACUCACAGCUGUAAAUGACGUCCUAUAUCGAUACGCUGGACGAGCUGUUGAUUCACAAGGAAAUCAAGCACAGGCCAUUGAUAACUUGCUGUAUUCUUUGAACUCAAAAACUCUCCUCUGGACACCUCGUGCUAAUGGGCCACCGUUAGCAUAUCACACAGCUUGCUAUUUAUCAAAAUUCGACGUAAUUGCCGUCUUUGGUGGCCAAAGCACCGAUUUCCAAGCACAAGAUGUACUCAUUACCUACUCUGUCUCACAAGGAGUAUGGAAUCAAAUUGUUCAGCCAGUGUCAAAUAAACCAAGUGCUCGAUUAGGACAUACAGCAGUGUGCAAAGCAGAUCAAAUGAUUAUAUUUGGUGGUGGAAUUAUAUCGUCGAAUGGUACUAUACUAUCAGAUGAUUCAUUAUGGUUACUGACAGCAACAUCAGCAACUAGCUUUACUUGGUCGCAACCGGCAACAAAUGGAAUGAGUCCAGGUGCUCGCUUGGGACACUCGGCAGUUCUUUCGGAAAGUCUAAUGAUUGUGUUUGGAGGAAUAGGAAGCCCAGUAGUUGGUGAUACGACAGUAUACAUGCUAGACACCAUUACAUGGACAUGGAAUUUCGUCUCGUCGUCACCCAUGGAGACGCAAACCUCGGCGCCAAACACGUCGGUGUCAACCUCGAUACCAAAUCCGGGGGCGUCACCCUCGGAGGCGUCAUCACAUCCCUCGGCAUCAAAAAUAAUCACAGCUGCAGUUAGCGGAUUUAUUGGUUUUGUAUUUAUAGCAAUUGUAUUUUUCAUUGCCUAUUAUUAUUAUCAUAGACGGAAAAACCGCAAACUUCAAUCCGACAACGACGAAAUGAGCAAAAUCGACUCUACUCUUGAUGGCAACUCAAACGAUACGUCUCUCCCACCUCGAUAUCGAGAAGUCAUCCUCACUUCUCCAGUAACAGUGCAUUGA
Molecule: messenger RNA, 1443 nt
Organism: Paraglomus brasilianum
Lineage: Eukaryota; Fungi; Glomeromycota; Glomeromycetes; Paraglomerales; Paraglomeraceae
Source: the annotation of a GenBank genome assembly